AUGCCUCCUGAGAGUAUCAUGUACAGGAAAUUCACAACAGAAAGUGAUGUCUGGAGUCUAGGAGUGGUACUAUGGGAAAUUUUCACUUAUGGGAAACAACCAUGGUACCAGUUAUCCAAUAAUGAGGUGAUUGAGUGCAUAACACAAGGCAGAGUCUUGCAGCGACCUCGCACUUGUCCGAAGGAAGUCUACGACCUUAUGUUGGGAUGCUGGCAGAGGGAGCCUCACAUGAGGCUGAAUAUCAAAGAAAUCCAUAGCCUACUUCAGAACUUGUCCAAGGCAUCCCCUGUAUACCUUGACAUUCUUGGCUAG
Staurois parvus is the source of this 312-nucleotide messenger RNA. NCBI's taxonomy places the organism in Eukaryota, Metazoa, Chordata, Amphibia, Anura, Ranidae. The record is from the annotation of a GenBank genome assembly.